Aspergillus eucalypticola CBS 122712 is the source of this 903-nucleotide messenger RNA. RefSeq names its product DUF3431 domain-containing protein. The record is from RefSeq and is a predicted model, not a curated record. Lineage: Eukaryota; Fungi; Ascomycota; Eurotiomycetes; Eurotiales; Aspergillaceae. The transcript is spliced from 3 exons. The coding region runs from base 1 to 903 and encodes 300 amino acids.
AUGCGAAGGCCAUCGCGCUUUCAACUGUACAUUUGUUUAUUAUUUCUCAUUAUAUCGAUACCCUUGGCAGGCCACCUUAGAGAUCUUUGCGACCAGUAUCGUGCAAAAGAGUACAUAGUUGAUUGGUUCAGUCUUGAGCGGACCAGUCAAGUGACAAUAUCUUCUCCAGGUCAGACUGGCGACAAGGUGAUCGUGGCUGCGAAGCUACAGGAUGAGCAGACAGAAUGGAUUGAACAAGAACUACCCGACUGGCAACGAGCUAUCUACAUCGUCAACCCAUUACAAGAAGUUGCAGCUGAUGCCCAACAACUUACGACACCCCUUAACAAGGGCCAUGAAUCCAUGGCUUACCUAACAUACCUUAUUGAUCACUAUGAUAGACUCCCUUCCACCAUUGCCUUUAUCCAUUCGCAUCGCUCGGGCUUUCUUCGAGCCUGGCAUGUUGAUGCACCUUUGCAUGAUAAUGUAUGGUCUAUGAGAGCCCUACAGCUGGACUUUGUCCGGCAGAAUGGCUAUGUCAAUCUACGAUGUAACUUGAAUCCAGGGUGCAAGGCCAUAUACCAUCAUGUAACGCGUGAUAUCUUUACGGAAAUCUUCGAAGGCACCAGCACACCGCCACUAAACGGGACUGAUCUUGCGCUUGGAAGUGACAAACCCGCCAUGCAAAUCCCUGACACGGUUGCGGCAGCAUGUUGUGCGCAGUUUGCAGUAUCUCGAGAGCAGGUGCUUCAGCGACCACGCGAAGACUAUAUCAAGAUACGGCAGUGGAUUAUCCACACGCCGCUGGAUGAUGCUCACAGUGGGAGGGUUAUGGAAUAUCUUUGGCAUAUCAUCUUUGGCAAAGAAUCUGUCUAUUGCCCAGAUGAAGAAGUCUGUUACUGCCAGGUAUAUGGGCUAUGUUGA